AUGUACCAAAACAACGCUAGCCCAAAUCAACCUCCGCAACAACCACAACAGCGAUGGAUACAACCAUCCAUACCACAACAAGCUUCUUCUUCCAAAGAUGAUAAAUCAUAUUCCCAACAACCUUCUUCUACCUUGCAACCAACAAUUUCGCCGACAAGUUUCAUCGGGAAUAGCCUCCGAGCAAGCACUUUGUUAAUGGCUCAAAAUGAUUCUCAUCCAUUGUUUCCUGUGUUUGAUGCAAACUUGUAUCCUGGGCAAGAGGAAACAUCCUUGGCUCAUCAACCAAGGAGCAUGGUACCACAGCGAACGACGACAUUACUCAACCACGAUCAUCACCAGGAUUUGGGUUAUCUUUCUCAACAGCAACAUUUAUCAUCAGCAAGUAAUGCUCUUAUGGAUCAUCCACCAUCAUCAAAAGCGACGCAAUAUGUGUCACCACCUUCAUCUGUGAGUGGUGUUGACUCGGACGGAUUAACAAAUCUUCGACCGACAACUAGCCUCCCAAUUCCAGAUCAAUAUUUGGCUUCAAAUUUAAUUGUGAGGGAACAAAAUUCUCAGGCAACCCAAACAACAACGCCACAAUAUGCUCCGCAUUCCAAAGCCGACACCUCUUGCUUGUUAUGCAAAAUACGACAUCGAAAAUGUGACUAUUUAUUUCCAUGCUGUUCUAAUUGUGUAAAAGAAAAUAGAUCUUUUUGCCUGUAUGCUAAGAGACAAUGCCAAAUAUCUCAUUCAUCGUCAACAAUGACAUCAUCGCCGUUUUUGCUGAGUGAGACAGAAGCAGAAUCCAUUUCAUCGCUCCUCCCUAAAGACAAUAUUGAAUCCAUCUGCAAAACAAUUUAUAAUAAUAUCUCAAGUAUCAAAAGUAGCCAAGAAAUUACUAACAAACUAUCAUAUGAUGUUUUCCUGAAAAUUAUUUUGAAAGUUUUACCCACCACAGACAAAGAACAAAUUCUACAAUUCAUGAGAGUUUCGUUAUUGCCUCAGACCGAAAAAUUUGUUGGAAGUUUGGAAUACUUUUACAAAUAUUUUCACGUUCUUGGAGAAAAUGAUUGCUCGUUUAUUUGGACUUGCCAGGCAAUGUGUUUUCAACGGAUUAAUGAAUUUGCCUUAGCUAAAACGCAAUACGAGAAGGCACGAUCGAGAAUGGCAAUUGUUUUUGAUAAUGUUUCAGAUUUUAACACUAUGUUAACCUAUUCCUGGUUGGCCAUUUAUCUAAUUGGAGCUGGUGAGCGACAGAAAGCAGAAUAUAUUUUGAAUAAUGUAAAAUUUUAUGUGAAGGAAUUUCAUCCUGAAGCAGAACGUGCUCAUUGUCUUUUGCGAACCGUAUUACUGUCAGAAUCCUUUUUGCGAAGUAAUUAUCUAGAUGAACUACUAGAGAGUUAUGAAACAGUUCUUACUUUUUUCACACCAAAAGAAACGAUCAACUAUAGCUUGUCAAAAGAUGCUGUGGAAAACGUUUCAAAAUAUGUAAUAAGUUCCAAUGAAAAAAUGUUUCAAGUCCAAAAACCAACCAAAACAAAUCGUGAAACAUCUUCUCUCAAGCAGCAGUUAUCGAAACUGAAAGAAGUUUUUGAAUAUAAUAAGGACAAACAAGAUUAUCAAGAUUUGCCUUUAGGUUUUCAUCAACUCAUUGACUCGUUAUCAUCAAGUUCUAGUAGUGACGGAGGGGAUGAGCUGAAUUCAGAAAGGCAAGUUCCUGAAUGUACUACUGAAAACGUGGAACAUACAAUUAAGCAAAUUAGCGUUGCUGUAGAGAAUAUCAAAACAAUAUUUGGACCCAGCGACUUUGUCGGAAAUACAUUCAUGACCAUGCUCUAUUCCAUUGUGAUUUUGAAAAAACACAAAUCAUUCAAGGGGGAAAUAUCGCUGGAGGCUAUCAAGUAUGCAGAUUUAAUAUCCAAAUCGACACAAUUUGAAGAUUUCAAGUACUCGUCGUACGGUGUUGCAGUUCCCAUCUCUCUAGCGUGUCGGGUUCAUGUGCAAUGCUUAAAGAAUAUUCUUUCUUCAGUCUCGUUAAUCAUUACUGAAUAUGCAGAUCGAUUAUUGACAUUCAUUGACAUGGAUUACCGUUCACUUGAUAUGCUUGCCCGGCGCUUUCCACUCGUCGAUCAGAAAUACAGAACUCUCUUAAAGGAUGCUGCACUCACUGUGGAGAGAUUUCAAAUGAUGAGACUGAAUGAACCUUCUCGAUUCGUAACGCUCGAAUACAUUUCCCAAAACUUAGCUCUGUAG
Messenger RNA from Naegleria lovaniensis, 2235 nucleotides. RefSeq lists its product as uncharacterized. The transcript has 2 exons. The record is from RefSeq and is a predicted model, not a curated record. Gene Ontology annotation, molecular function: DNA-binding transcription factor activity, RNA polymerase II-specific; zinc ion binding. The coding region runs from base 1 to 2235 and encodes 744 amino acids. NCBI's taxonomy places the organism in Eukaryota, Heterolobosea, Eutetramitea, Acrasida, Naegleriidae. Gene Ontology annotation, biological process: regulation of DNA-templated transcription.